Molecule: messenger RNA, 1485 nt
Organism: Pungitius pungitius (ninespine stickleback)
Lineage: Eukaryota; Metazoa; Chordata; Actinopteri; Perciformes; Gasterosteidae
Exons: 5
Coding region: 682-1173 (163 amino acids)
Source: RefSeq, a predicted model, not a curated record
UUUACCAGGGCAGCUAAAUCAGAACAUGGACACAACCAAACAUACUUGAUAGGGGGCUGGGGUUGGCACUAGGGCCUCCUACAGUUGCUGGGACACACACACACACACAAGCGCCCACAUUCAUGACGAGCAAGACACCAAGGAAAAACCUGGACGAUCCCUUUUGGUUCCUUACACCAAGGACUUUAGUGGAAUUUGAGUUCAUUUGGAUUACUUCCAGCACUGUGCGGCUUCUGGAUGACCUGUGAGGAUAUUCAAUGCACCUUUUUGCUGAUCCUGUGGAGGAAGACACAUUUUUUGUAAACGGGUGUCUGAGUGAGAGGAGACCGGGCGAACCAGAACAAACAAGCAAACACAAAACCCAGCAGCUCCCUCUUUGUGGAGACAGACGAAGAAAUCCAUCCUACUCUCACCUCUAGCAACUACCAAAAUGGUAUUUGAGAUGUAGUUGAAACUAAAUGGAAAUAGAACAAAGAAUUCCGUUUUUUCAUGUGGGAUCAAUAAACGAAGACAACAAGCAGCUGCAGUAGCUACUGCAGUGUCUCUUAUGAACUAAUACAGUGAAAGCUGCAUGGCACACUUUAGGAAGAUUAAAUAGCCUCCAGAAACAUUCCCUGGAAAGACGUUGUUGACUACAAGUGCCAUUUGGAACCAUCUGUCAGUCCCUCAGGAGGAGGCGAGAUGUCGAGGCCUCCGUCCUCCCAGGCCACGCCUCAGUUCUACAGGGUCAGCGACAGAGAUCUGACCGAGAUCGAGCUACAUUCUGUGGAUUCCAUCAACGACCUCCACCGAAUACACCCCGAACUCAGCCACAAAGGGGCGAGGCCUCCUCGUCCUGCUUACUCUCCCUCCUCGAACGGCAAUCUCUACACAAGUGACAUGACGACUGUCAAUCAAAGAGGUCGUCCGCUCAGCAGCAAGUGGCAGAGUCGUCUGCAGGACUUGCUCACACCCAGCUCCUCUCACGCCUACGCCAUGGGCUGCGCUAUCAUCACUCUGCUUCUCAUAACUGUAUUACUCAUCUUCUACUUUUUGGUCCAGCAGGGCGGUGCCGUUCAGAGGCUGACUGAAGCAGUUAGGGAGAAGCAGGCUGCAUCCACCCAGCUGUCACAGCUGAUCCAGGAGCUGCAGGCGCUGAGACACAACCUGACAGCCUUGAGAGGCGGGACAUAAAACGCCCUUAAUUGUGUAAUUCUCAAUGGAUUUGUCCUAAAUGUUAUGUAUGUUUCAAUCUCAAAUGACUGAUGAAACCGUUGACGGUUUCUGAAAACAUUUACACUCUUUCCUGCACUGGUAACUGUAUGAAAAUGAGAAUAUCUCAUAACAUUACAUCAAAUAACACACUUGAUAAUAUUCAAACGGUGAUUCAGCAUUAAUGGUCAUAGAUAUUUACCACGUGUUGCCAUUUUCUUAAGCUAAGAUGUUUCUAGUUUGUGCCUUGUAGCCGACAUUAAACGUGUGGAUCGACACACUCUAAAAAUGUCA